This is a messenger RNA of Botrytis fragariae, 837 nucleotides long. RefSeq names its product putative gnat family acetyltransferase protein. Lineage: Eukaryota; Fungi; Ascomycota; Leotiomycetes; Helotiales; Sclerotiniaceae. Gene Ontology annotation, molecular function: acyltransferase activity, transferring groups other than amino-acyl groups. The record is from RefSeq and is a predicted model, not a curated record. The transcript has 2 exons. The coding region runs from base 1 to 837 and encodes 278 amino acids.
AUGGCCCCCACUCUUCGCACAGUCGCAACUUUCGAAGAAUUUUGCCUUGUAAUAGAUUGCAUGUGGGAAUCGUAUGCUGAUCCCUAUAACCCGUUUCUGGGUAUCUUGGUUCCAAUCAAAGAGCCUACUGCCGAAGGAGUAGCGACUGCAGUCCAGGGGCUCAAGGAACGAUUCUGGGAAUCUCAUCAAGCGGAUAAGGAUGAUUUUUGGGUGUAUAUUGUUGACGAAGACGAUCAAGGAGAGGACGCUGGAAAGGUUUUGGCGGCAGCGAAUUGGCUAUUUCAUGAAGUGAGUCCAUUUGGGGGAGAAAAAGAUGGUGAGAAUGGCGAAAACGAAGGCAAUCAUGGCAAUAAAGAUGAUGAAAUCAGUAAUGGGGAGGAAAAGAAAAAGGAAGACAAUAGCCUUUUAUCUUGGUGGCCCGAAGGCGAAGCACGUGAAUUUGUAAAGACGGUUCUUUCACAAGUAUUUGGGAUGAGAGCGACAAGGAUGACAAGACCUCAUGCUCAGCUCUCCAAGAUGUUUACACUCCCUGACCACCGUGGCCGUGGUUACGGAUCUUCACUCAUGGAAUACGGAAUGUCCAAAAUCUCAGAAAUGGAUGUAGAAGCACUCGUAGAGGCCUCCGCGGGGGGGAUAUCUAUGUAUGAGAAAUAUGGUUUCCGAACCAUUCAUAAGGUGAUCGUAGAUACCACUUACAAGAACGGGAAACCAGGAUUUAUUUGGCGUAAGAUGGCGCAUGAAUGUAAAGGAGAGACUACGUGGUGGAUGUGGAAACCAAAACCGAGUGACGGGGUACUUUAUACGCCAGGAAUGGAGUUACCAUGGGAGAAGAAGUAA